AUGGCGAACCUUGCAGACUACCCGGAUAUCGGAGACAUCAUGCACGAGAAGUACCAGGUUAUCCGGAGAAUCGGCGCAGGUUCAUUCGGUGCCAUUUAUGAAGUUCAGCACGUUGAAACAGGUAAAAUUUAUGCAGUUAAGCUUGAACGCUUCAAUACUUCACCACAGCUUCAAAUGGAACACAAACUUUACACAUUACUUGAUGGUGCUAUUGCUAUAUCCCGUGUUUAUGACUUCUGGGUUGAUGAAAAAUGGCGCGCAAUGAUUAUGGAUCGUCUUGGGUGUUCUCUUGGUUAUUAUUUCCGCAAGUGUGGCAAAAUACUUUCAUUAAAGACAACUUUGAUGGUUGCAAUUCAAAUGAUUUCUCGUUUAGAAUAUCUUCAUGAAAGAUGCCUUAUCCAUCGUGAUAUCAAACCAGAAAAUUUCGUAUUUGGUGUUGGCAAAAACUCAAAUCUUUUAUAUAUCAUCGAUCUUGGCUUAGCCAAAAACUAUCGUGGAUUUAAGAACUAUCAGCACAUCAACUACGCAGAAGACAGAGGUCUUGCAGGCACAGCAAGGUACGUCUCAAUUAACGUCCACCUUGGUGUCGAGCAAUCUCGUCGUGAUGACCUUGAAUCCGUUGGAUAUGUUUUAAUUUCUCUUGUCAAGGGCCGUCUUCCAUGGCAGGAAAUCGAAGCCGGCUCAAAGGGAGACCAGAACGAUAACAUAUCCCACGCCAAAAUGAACACUCCCGUUGAAACUUUAUGCGAAGGUCUUCCGAACCAAUUCCAGACAUAUAUGCAGCGCGUGAGAGAUUUCAGAUUCGAUGAGAGACCGCAGUACUCAUAUCUUCGUGGCCUCUUCUAUCAAUUACUUUCUACGCUUAAUUACGCUUACGAUGAUAAAUACGACUGGAUUGUUGCUAGAGCCAAUCGUCUCGAUGCAGCUCUCCGUGCUAAUGGCACUGCUUCUGAUGUUGUCAUUCCUGUUUCUGUUCUCGGCUUGAAAGGCGCAAUGCGACCAAGUCCGAAAGAUACAGGCUUCCACCAGCCACUUCCUUUCUUCGCCAUUAUCCACCAGGCAGCUCUGUUCGUCGGAAAGAGCAAGAAGAAGGGAACGGAAGAGGAGGAAGUCCCGAAGAAAUCUUUCGUAGAAGAACAGACACUUUUCUUGCUCAAUCCUGACCACAACAAGAUCCGCCAGGGUUCUGUUUCACUCGAAUUCCAUCCUGUAGAGACAAAUGUUAAGAAGGAGGAACCUGCACCUGCUGCAUAA
Messenger RNA from Trichomonas vaginalis G3, 1254 nucleotides. RefSeq names its product STKc CK1 domain-containing protein. Gene Ontology annotation, molecular function: ATP binding; protein serine/threonine kinase activity. Gene Ontology annotation, cellular component: cytoplasm; nucleus. The record is from RefSeq and is a predicted model, not a curated record. The transcript has a single exon. Lineage: Eukaryota; Parabasalia; Trichomonadida; Trichomonadidae. Gene Ontology annotation, biological process: peptidyl-serine phosphorylation; signal transduction; endocytosis. Bases 1 to 1254 code for a protein of 417 amino acids.